AUCAUGGCUAUUCUAAUCGCGCUGACAACUGAUUUAAACGGGUCAUCGGGGUUACGAAUCGUUCAGGAAGAGAUCAGGGACGCGGAAAAAGAAACGAUCUGCCAUCGCCGAUGAUCUUAUAAGCCAGCGUCACGUUACAAGCCUGUAACGAGUCAAGGAGCGAACGCAUUGCCGAAAGAAAGAGCGAUACGAGGAAAGCGUGAUUAAAACCGUGAGUGCUCGUUGAAAUACUCGUUGUUGGAAAAUAUCGCGAGGGCAAUAUUGGACGAUGGAUCGUACGCCGAAAUGUAAGUCGUGUUGAUAAUCGUGAUUGAUAACGUCAAAAUUUUCAAAAGGCAUUGAAAAAUGAAACUGCGACUGCGACGAGCGGAAAUCGCGAUUAGCUUGAUAGCGCUGUUGUCCGCCCUUGAGUUUUGCACGAGCAACAACGCUACCUGGAUCAACAGCCGCGACAACAAGACACGCGUAGUCAGGAAGAUAAGAAAGGACUUUCGGAAGUUGAAAAAGCAGGAGGGAGCGUUAAAGCUGAUAGGAGGUGAAAAUGGCGAACACGAAGGAAACGUGGAAAUACUUCACGAUGGGAAGUGGGGCAGUAUAUGCGAUGACGAAUGGGACGACAUCGAGGCCAAUGUGGUUUGCAAGCAAUUAGGCUUUAACGGUGCAAUUAAAGCAACAACAUACGGCCAUUUCGGUCAAGCCAGAAGAAGGUAUUGGAUGGACAACGUUUAUUGCGACGGAUCCGAGAACGAACUCGCGAAAUGCCGUUUCGACGGAUGGGGCAUUUCCGACUGCGGUAGCAACGAAGCUGCCGGCGUCAUUUGCUCGCACGACGAGGAAGCGAGAGCACCAAUCCCGCAGGAGAAGUCACCGAAGACCAGAAUAAAGGACACGUAUCAGCAAGGCACGGCUGUACGAUUAUCCGGAGGACGCGUACGUUCCGAGGGUCAGGUGGAGAUUAAACUGGGCAAUGCAGAUUGGGGUGUCGUCUGCGGCGAUAGCUGGUCCAUUCUCGAGGCUGCCGUGGUUUGCCGUCAAUUGGGUCUCGGUUACGCUUCCAACGCGGUGCAGACUAACUUCUUCAGCAAUGGGAAAACAGCACCGAUAUCGAUCAGCGGCGUACAAUGUAAUGGGAACGAGGGGAAUCUGGCAGAGUGCCUGCACGAUAAGAUUGCAGAUUGUCCAGGAACGACGAAGAACGUGGCGGGGGUGGUGUGCAAUCAGCAAAUGGCCGAUCUCGUCUUCGAUCACAUCGAGCUGAUGCGCACGGCACAUUUGGAGGAUCGUCAACUUUACUGGCUGCAGUGCGCGAUGGAGGAAAAUUGCGUGGCCUCGCAAGCUUACAAAGUGCUACGCGAAUCCGGAAACUGGCAUCUGGAGACGAGGCGAUUGUUGCGCUUCACCGCAAGGAUCUUAAAUGCGGGCACCGCGGAUUUUCGUCCCUCAGUGCCUAAACACCUAUGGGAAUGGCACAUGUGUCACAUGCAUUAUCACUCGAUGGAAGUAUUUGCCACUUUCGAUGUAAUCGAUUCGAGCGGCAAUAAAGUCGCCGAAGGCCACAAAGCGUCCUUCUGCCUCGAGGACAAUCAAUGUCUGCCCGAUGUCCAACCCAGAUACAAAUGCGCCAAUUACGGAGACCAAGGCAUUUCCGUUAAUUGCAGUGACAUUUACAAGCAUAAUAUCGACUGCCAGUGGGUGGACAUUUCCGAGCUCGAGCCGGGACAUUACACGCUCAAGGUCGCUGUGAAUCCCGAAUUCAAAGUUGGCGAGAUGUCGUUCGAUAACAACGCGGCGAUCUGCCGUUUGCUUUACACGGAAACUUUUGCAACUGUCCACAGUUGCAUAAUGGGACGUCCUUGACACGAUGCGUACUUGAUUGCAGGGAUUUUUCUAGCUGGCGACAAUCUACCGGGGGGGAGGAGAGGGGGGUGAGAGAUUAAUAUCGAGCGCGUUGGACAUGAUGAGCAAAAGAUGACGUAGUAAGACCUUACAAUAUGUAUAGAUUCACAAAUGAAUUUUAUAGUACGGAAUGAGAUUUCAAUUAAAAGAUGCAUCGCGCGAAAUUAAAAAAAUGACAAUGGUAAGGUUGGAAAGAAAUUGCGACGUCGCUGCUAAAAAUUAUUACGCUAGUUGAAAGAUUCAUAUUUAGAUAUGCCCACUGGAUCCUUAUAAUUUUAUGAGCUAGGUAUUUUUAGUAGGAUUAUAAAUUUAACGACAAACUAACGUAAGAGAAUAAAAGCAAUGUUGAAAUACAAA
Pogonomyrmex barbatus (red harvester ant) is the source of this 2253-nucleotide messenger RNA. Its product is annotated as lysyl oxidase homolog 3. Lineage: Eukaryota; Metazoa; Arthropoda; Insecta; Hymenoptera; Formicidae. Gene Ontology annotation, biological process: peptidyl-lysine oxidation. The record is from RefSeq and is a predicted model, not a curated record. Gene Ontology annotation, cellular component: membrane. Gene Ontology annotation, molecular function: protein-lysine 6-oxidase activity; copper ion binding.